Molecule: messenger RNA, 792 nt
Organism: Gigantopelta aegis
Lineage: Eukaryota; Metazoa; Mollusca; Gastropoda; Neomphalida; Peltospiridae
Product: keratin-associated protein 4-3-like
Exons: 2
Coding region: 1-792 (263 amino acids)
Source: RefSeq, a predicted model, not a curated record
AUGUCCAUGUCGACUAACCACACCACUACAGACUGGAGUUCACUACGGAUGUCGCCAUCUCCAGCCACUGACGAACAUCACACUGGAUUGUCCAUGUCGACUAACCACACCAGACCGCUAUCACGGCCAUCACCGGAUUGUCAUUGUGCCCCGGAGAGUACAGACUACGACCUUUGUUGUACCAGUCAUUGUGCCCCGGAGAGUACAGACUACGACCUUUGUUGUACCAGUCAUUGUGCCCCGGAGAGUACAGACUACGACCUUUGUUGUACCAGUCAUUGUGCCCCGGAGAGCACAGACUACGACCUUUGUUGUACCAGUCAUUGUGCCCUGGAGAGCACAGACUACGACCUUUGUUGUACCAGUCAUUGUGCCCUGGAGAGUACAGACUACGACCUUUGUUGUACCAGUCAUUGUGCCCUGGAGAGUACAGACUACGACCUUUGUUGUACCAGUCAUUGUGCCCUGGAGAGCACAGACUACGACCUUUGUUGUACCAGUCAUUGUGCCCUGGAGAGCACAGACUACGACCUUUGUUGUACCAGUCAUUGUGCCCUGGAGAGCACAGACUACGACCUUUGUUGUACCAGUCAUUGUGCCCUGGAGAGUACAGACUACGACCUUUGUUGUACCAGUCAUUGUGCCCUGGAGAGCACAGACUACGACCUUUGUCAUACCAGUCAUUGUGCCCUGGAGAGCACAGACUACGACCUUUGUUGUACCAGUCAUUGUGCCCUGGAGAGUACAGACUACGACCUUUGUUGUACCAGUCAUUGUGCCCUGGCUGGAUGA